AAAAAAAAGUCAACUUUUCAGCAGGUAGAAUAGGAGAGAUUUUUUUGGGAAAUAGAAAGAUAGCCUGACGAAAAUGAAGACUCAUCGUAGAAAAGAAAAGAAAAAAAAAGCUCAUUGUGAAAUAACAUGGGAUAAAAUCCUUAUGAACAGUAGCCGAGCUCCUAUUUUAUAUAUCCCCUAAAUUUGACCACCGCUUUCCCCAAAACUCCAUUUCUCCCUUCCUUCCUUUCCCCAUUUUCUCGACCCUGAGUUUAUUUCGAUUUUCCCCUGUCUUCUCCUCCUCCUUCUCUUCGUCAUUUCUUCAACAUGACGAACAUGGAGGAUGCUGAUGUUGGGAGAGUUCCUCAUCAACGCAGACAAGGCGGCAGAUCAAACAAACAGUCGCUGAUUCGUAUCCAUGGCGGUGGCGUCGUCAACCUUGGUGGCUUGGCUCUGUUCGGCGGUGCCCUGGCCGUCGGAGGCCUCGUCGCCACUUUUAUUUUCAGGAAAACCAAGGACCCUGAGGAUAACAAGAAAAGCACCCGCCUCGCCGGAGACCAACAUGAACAACAGAAGAAGCAGAAAACGUCCGAUAAAGCCUCCACUCAUGAUGAUACUCUGGAAGGAAAUCAGGCUGAGGCUGUGGCCCAUGAAACACCAGAAGAAAUCAACAUCACGCCCACCCAUCGCAACGGCGAUGAUACGGAAGCAUCUUCAUCCGAUGAAUCCUUGCCACAAGAGGAUGAUGUUGAAGCCACGAUGGAGGCGGAUGGAGGAGCGGAAGCCACAAAGCUGAAUGCCGAUAAAGAGAUUUCGGCAGGGUACGAUGAAGAGCUCGAGGAGGAAGACGAAGGCGAAAACAGAGGAGAAGGAGAAGCUUUUGAUCCAGAAAUUGAGGCUUUUUUUGCGGGAGGAGCAAUGACAAUGCCUGCAGCCACGGAGUCCAAUCCAAAGGAGGAAGAUGAAUCUGUUGAAGACGAGCUGCCGUCGAUCAAGAAUGAGGAUGGAGAAGGGGAAGAGGCAGCAACAGGUGGAGCUGGGAUGAACACUCGGAAAACAGAGGACGGCGUCAUGGAAGAAGUAGAUGGCUACGUUGAGGAUGACGACGUGGAUGACAUGGCGAGCGAGGAGGAGGAAGAUGAGAGCAACGAGGAAACAGAGAAAGACGAGCUGGAGAUGCUGGAAGAAGGAUUGGAAACCUGGACGGAUUCCGACUCCGAAGCAAUCAUAUGGCCAGCUGAGACGCUGGAGUCUCUGGCAAUGGCAGUGGAGGACCAGCUGACGCACCUGAAGAAAACAGCAACAGAGGGGAUGAACAACGGAUUGAACAACAGCAGCAGGGAAAGCGAAAGCGAAAUCAUCAUCAUCGAAGAAGAAGAACAAGAAGACAACAAAGAAGAACAAGAAGACAACGACUACGAAUACAACGAGGCGGGCGAAAACAGUAUGUUGCUGGAGAAACCGAUGAUGAUGGUGAAUGGCCAGAUAGCUGAACUGAUUAGCAGGAGGAUCUGGAUUUUCCCCAUGAUCAUGCUGCUGCUAGUCAUGGUUCUGUUCCUCCUGCUCACUCGCAGGAAUCCAUCGUCCUACUACCAAUCAAAUGCCAUCUGAGUAAAAAACUUUGAUCCGGUCUUCUAAGUUAUGCUAGACAAAGUAGCAGCCAUGUGUACUUGUAUAGAAGAAUGUACAUGGCUGUGUAUCGUCUUAAAGGAGUUUGAGAAAACGUCUCCUCCACCCCAGCCUUGAAGUUUUGCCUGUAAUUUUCAGUUUCUACUCUUUAUGUAUUUAUUUCUUUUAUUUUUAUGUACAAAUAAUUAUAAAACAAUGUGAAUAUAUAAAACUUGCUACAAAGGCUCUUCCUUCCUGACUUUAUCACACAGUCAGUGUGGAAGGUCUUUUCAGUAAUUUAAAUAACAAGAGCUUUUCGUUAUUAAAACUGUC
This is a messenger RNA of Linum tenue, 1920 nucleotides long. The record is from the annotation of a GenBank genome assembly. Lineage: Eukaryota; Viridiplantae; Streptophyta; Magnoliopsida; Malpighiales; Linaceae.